Messenger RNA from Spirodela intermedia, 6667 nucleotides. The record is from the annotation of a GenBank genome assembly. NCBI's taxonomy places the organism in Eukaryota, Viridiplantae, Streptophyta, Magnoliopsida, Alismatales, Araceae.
AUGGCGAGAGAGGGGGCCGUCAUUCCGGCGGCGCCGCCGGUGGACGGGUUGAAGAAGAAGGUAUCGGCGUCGAGGAGCUGGAUCCUGAUGGACGGGACGGGGGGGGAGACGAUCCUAGACGUCGACAAGUACGCCAUCAUGCACCGCGUCCAGAUCCAUGCAAGGGAUCUUCGCAUUCUGGAUCCCCUGCUGUCCUACCCUUCCACCAUCCUGGGCCGCGAGGGUGCCAUCGUUCUCAAUCUCGAGGUGGGGCGCGCGCGUCAAUCGUACCUUUUUUUUUUAGUCUUGGUGUCCCCUUUUCCACAAUUUGGUGGUUCUUCUCGGCCCCUUUUUCAUAAUUGUCUCUGUUCAUCUUGUUCUGACCGAGCCUCCUCAUUUGGACCUCACCAGCACAUCAAGGCCAUAAUCACUGCAGAAGAGGUACAAUUAUUUGAUCUUCUUGUUCUCUUUGUCGUAUGUUUUCUUCCUUUGGUCUCUAGGCUUUGGUACUUAGCGGAUUAUUGUUUCCUUGGAGUAGGUAUUACUUCGGGAUCCACUAGACGAGAAUGUCAUCCCUAUUGUUGAGGAACUUAGACGUCGAUUGCCAGGCACGCACCUCACUCACCAGGGCCAAGAAGAAGGAAGGGAGAACUUGAGUGGACAGCACGAUGUCGAAGCUCCUGAGGAAGAUGGUAUAUUUUGAUUUGGCUACUGGAAAGGCUCAUUCUGUUGUUGAUGCGUGAAUGAUGCUGCUUUGGACUUCGAUUCUUCUGGUUGAGAUGGUACUCUGAUGUUCAGAAAUUAGUAUUCUUCUAUAAAUUGUGCAGCAGUGUUACCAAUAUGUUCCCGAUCUUCAAUUUUUUAGCUCUCAGUCUGGUGCUGAGUUUUGUAUCGAAAUAGUAAAAUAAAUUGUCUUUUGGAAGUUUUGAAAUCAAUCCGAAUUCCUACUGACCUACCGUUCGAUUUUAACAAUUGUUAUUUGGUUUCGAUGAUUGCAUGAUAUCUGGGCAUUAAUAUGUGUGCUUCGAUAAAGUCUAGGAUUCUAUUUUCAGCAAGUGGGUGAUGGAAAUUUCUGUGGGAAUUAUCAACCAGCCUGGUUAUACUGUAUCCACUGUCUACACGGAUAUGUCUUGCAUGUUAAAGCUUAGUUUUAAAUUUAUUUUUGAAACUGAAACUGAUUAAGGACCAAAAACAGGUGAUUGGCAACUGUUAGGAGGUGUCUGGAAACAUAUCCAUUAUGAUUUGCACUUUGGAGUUAAUAUGAGCUAGACAUGUUCAGUAAGACUCCCUCUUGAUAAGGGAUGGCCAUUCUUAAUAGAUAGAUAUUUGCAUGCGGACACAUUUGCUUGAUUAUCCGUUUAUUCAUUUCUCUUUGUCAAGUUUCUAUAUCCUCCCUCUUCUUCCAUUCUUUACGGGCCCUCCCCUAUGUAAUUGUUUUUGUUUUUUGUCUGAUUUUCUUUAUAUGAAUCCGUGCAACGUAUUUGAAAUUUAUAUAUGAAUACCCGAUAACUGAAUCUUUUUAUAGAACUCUUCACAAAUAUAACCGGUAUCAUAUAAAUAUUUGUAUUUGGAGGUUGAUGAAAAAGGUCUGUUUGGAUGUGUAGUCGUCUUUGUGAUCGGUUCUCGUUAUUAUGAAAAUUUGUGCAAUGAGUGCAAUGUUGAAAUCAAAAUUUUCUUCUCGCUUUUCUUAAUUUGUUCUUUUUGCUUAUUUUCCUCUGUAUUUUCAGUUGACAUGGUGCUGAUUAAUGCUUUAAUAUAGAAUCCCCAUUCGAAUUUCGGGCAUUGGAAGUUGCUCUCGAAGGAAUCUGCAGCUAUCUUGAUGCACGCACAACGGAACUGGAGACUGCUGCAUACCCUGCUUUGGAUGAGCUGACCUCCAGGGUAUGAGGAAGCUUUGAUUUCUUCGUAUCCUUUAAAUAUGUUAUGGAGCGUUCUGCAUUCAGUUUCUUCUUCUUUCAUUGUCAUUUUUCUGUGAAUAUUCUCUGGAAUUCAGGCUUAUUUCCUUUCAAAUCUUCUAUUGCUGCGCGCGUAUUCACAUUAAACUAUAUUUUUGUUCAGUCGCAUAGAGAUCAUAAUAUUUAAUGCGUGUAUUGGUGAAAUGCCGAACGACUGUAGAGAUGCAUCGAAUCUAGGUCAUUUUCUUUCGCUCCUAUCUACUACGUCAGUACGAUUUGGACCUCUCCUCAUUCUAAUAUCAAGAAAAAAACAUUCUCCGUAUUUCUAAAUGGCAUAUGGAGGUGGAAGGCACAUGGGUUGACCACUUUUCAGCUGAUUAUUUUCAAUGGCACAAUGGAUAAAUAAAUAAGUCCCAAAUUUGAAUGCUUGAUUAGGAACCUGCUGACAUAAAUUAAAUUAGAAAAUGAAACUCUUGACAUCUAUUUCAUUGCGUAAUAAAUAAUAUGAAAAACUUGAGCUAUCAUCCCUAUCCCUUUAGAACAAUUUAAGCCGGUUUGUUGUCAAAACUCUAGAGAAUAAAAGAGUAAAUGUAGCCAAAAGGGUACCGAUGAAUAUAUCUGUGAGCAUAAAAUAAAAGAGUCUUUCGAACCACAUCUAGUUAUCUGGACAGGAAAGCUUCAGAAUUUUAUAUCAAUGCACUGUAUGAUGAAGAAUUUGAAAUUAGUGAAGAUGCUUUCCUGUUUAACCAACUAAAUGUGUUCAAAGAUUCUUUUAUUUUAUCUUCAGAGACAUAUUAAAGAGUGCCUUUUUUGGCUAUCCUCACUCAUCGAGCCUCCAAAAUUGACGGCCUCUAGAGUUUUGAUGAAAAACUGGCACGAAUUAUUCCAAGGGGAUGGGAAUGAUUGCUGAAGUCUUUCAGGAAAUGAAUGUACUAGGAUGAAUCUGUCGUGGAGAGCCUGCCUGGGUUUCUAAAUUUGGAGCAGCAUAUUCCUUACCUCCAUUGUUUUGCAUGCUCAGAGAAUAGCUUAGUACAAAGACUUCUCUAGGGAAAAUGUACCUCCUAUAAAUGAGGAAAUCAGGUGGUUGGUGAAGAUUCCAUGAAGAUUUUACACUAUAUUUACUGACUAGUGUGCCAUAGUUCUUUAAGCUUUCGGGAUUUAUAUUGCUUAGCACCAAAAAUGAGUUUUCUUCUCAUGAGUCUUCUGAAUUUUUUUCAUUAAGUUGAUAAUGUUCCGUGAAUUUUGGAAGACCUCUUUCAAUAAUAUAGUUAGCGAUCAUCCCUUAAUGAUGCUGACAACCAUUUCCGAGAUUAUGUUUCCAGCAGCUUAUUUUACGACUGCUUGGUUCAAGUAUUCAUUGAUGUUCAUUAGUGAGGGAAUGGAGGUGAAAGCAGUAUGAUAGACCGAAUUAUACUAGUGGCGUUUGCUGGGCGACCCACAUUUUUUCGUCUUUCUUUCUUUCUGAAUAUAGUGCAGAGCAGGGGGAAUUUUAUACUUAUUUAUGACAGGGGAAUGUGAACCCAGAAAAAAGAUACCAAGAUCUUUGGAGUGGCAUCUUGUAAAUAGAAAGGUUUAUGGUCAUCAACCUCAAGGAUCCAUUGGUAGUAAAGCUGCCAUUUCUAUGAAAAUGUGUUUGGUAGGUUGGAAUAUGCAUUUGUAGUCAUUGACAUUGUCAACGUCUGGUGACACACAAUUGCGAGGCCCUUCUCGACUGAUUUGUGAUUGUUGGACACAUGGAAGAUAUGGUUGAGUGUUAUUUUGAUACUUCAUCUGAGAUAGUCAUUGAGAUUCCUAUUUUUUGGUGAAUUCUUUAUGAUAAGGAGCUAGGGUGGAUUGGUGGACUCUAGUCUGGUAAGUAGUUGAGGUGACCUUCCGAUCUAUCAUGGGGGGUUUGUGGUGUGCGUUUUAGGUUAAAGUAUCAUGUUUAUUUGCUCCUGAUGGAGUCUUCACAGGCUUGUAAACCAACAUAGUUUAGAAACAAGCCAAUUGGUGCUUAGAUCUAUGGCGUGUAGGGUGUGUGAACAACGGUUUCUAGCAUGAAGCAGGUUGGUGGCUUUCAUUCCUUAGUUGGCCCAGGACCAGUUAAUACGAUAGUACCAAUCACUAUGUUAUUAAACACGCUUAAGUGAUGACAUGAGGAAUUUCUCGUCGAGCUAGUGUGGUGCUUGGUUUUCCAUUUCGCAACCUCCUGAAUUGGCUCAAAUUGGUUGAAUUUGAGCGUUGUUAAACACUCAUGUGAGCGAUAGUACCUCUUUGCUGUGCCUACGGCUUCUGUAUUAAUUGAUAUUAAGCUCUUAAACUUAGGUUGGUAUAAUCUGGGGUUCCCUAUUGCAAAUACGAUAUUUCUUUUACUUUAUUAUUUUUUUUGCUGAUUUUACCCCUCAUUAAAAUUUGCAGGUAAGUAGCCGUAACUUGGACCGUGUACGUAAGCUGAAGAGUGCCAUGACACGGCUGACUGCUAGAGUUCAAAAGGUACAUGUUUUGACGACUAUAGCUUCCAUUUGAACUAGGAUUCAUCUGAGCGCUCAAAUAUUGGGUGUAUAAGCUGAUCUUCUUGCUAGUUUUGGAAUCACUGUUUUCUCUUCAACUUAGAGUUCCAAGCAAAAUAGUCAAACACUGCUUCCUUAUCCAACAUAUUUUGACUUAAGUUCAUCCCGUUUUAGCUGAAUUUUCGAAUCAGAAUGUUUCAUCGAUUCCAGCAUCAAAACUCUGCUGUUCUGGUCUAAAAAGUAGGUCUGUCAACUAUUUUAAACUCAAUAAUUGUAGCGAAAAUAUUUUUGUACGUCUGAUUCUAUUUUUUAUCCGAGAUUUAUUUUUACAAUAUCUUUUUGUUUGGAUUACUCGGAUGAAAUUUCUUCGAUGAGGAUAUUUUCUGUGAAAGAGGAGUUUCUUAAGGGAAAUUUAUAGCAUUCAGAUCCCAGAUAAUAUUUCUUGCCUACGUAACUUUCUUUAUGUAUGGAUUAAAUUUUCUCUUUAACUAAAAAGUUAAUUCUGGAAUGGUGUCCGGAUCAAAUCUCGUAAUAGUUGUCCUUCGUCCAAAUCUUUCUCAUGUAGAUACGAGAUGAACUCGAACAACUGCUGGAUGAUGACGAUGACAUGGCAGAUCUUUACUUGUCAAGAAAACUGGCUGGAGCAUCAUCUCCUGUCAGUGGGUCUGGUGUUCCCAAUUGGUUGUCUUCCCCUCCAACAAUCGGUUCAAAGAUAUCUAGGGCAAGCAGGGCAAGUGCCGCUACAAUCCAUGGGAAUGAGAAUGAUGUUGAAGAGCUUGAAAUGUUGCUUGAGGUAAAAAAAAGCUUCACCGUUGCUUGAGCUGCUGCUGAUUUCUAUUCAAUAUUCUGAAUAUUUUCAUACUUUUACAGGCCUAUUUCAUGCAGAUCGAUGGCACAUUAAAUAAGUUGAGCACGGUAUGCGUUCCUCUUUUUUUCAUGAAUUUUCUGGAGAUAUAUUUUUCUAGGGAUUAUUGCCGUGGUGAUUUGGGAACCAAAAUUUGACUUUUGGCUGAAAUUUGACCUUUAUUUUCCAAUCAUGAAGGAUACCAUAACGUUACAAAAACCCAUGGUAUGAUUAAGAAAAUCUCAAAAUGGAGAGAUCCCAACAGCAUUUUGGGUUGAUCAGAUUAAAUAGUCUGAACAUUCCUUCAUUAUUUUGCGUUAAACCCUACUUCGGUGCUUUAGUCAAAGAUACAACUUCAUCCGUAACAGAGAAAGUCAACCAUUACAUACAGCACAAAGUUACCAUCAAGUAUGGACCAUCCACAUCAGGAUGAUGGAAAUCUCCACUCAUAAGUUGGUUCCUGGAUGCCCAAGGCAGUAUGCCUUCUGGCCUAUGACAGUGAGGCAAUAUGCCUAUGGCAAAGCUACUAACAUCGUAUGCAAGACGGUAUGAAUGUUCUAGACUGCUUAGGUCAACCUAAUAGAAAUAGGAAGUUCACUCGUCAUCACCUAGCAAUCUAGAAUGGAACCUCCUUGUGGUCAGAAAUAGGAAGUGGAAUGGUUGUCAAGAUACAAGGACUAUGGUUGAAAAUAUUUAUUAAUAUAUUUGACUUGUGUAUGGGUCAAAUAGCCGAUUCAGGCAGGGUUGACUUACUUGAUGCUGCAAAGUCAACCUACGCCCUCCUCACUAAUUUUGCGUUUAACAACCAAAGUGGCUUUCUCUCUCCUCACGCUGUUUAAUUUUUACUAUCUCCUGAAAGCUUAUACCCAUCACAGCUUCGGGAAUACAUUGACGAUACAGAGGAUUACAUCAACAUCCAGGUACCGACUGAACACAUGCUUUCUUUAGUGGGUACUCCGCACUGCUCGCUGCCUAAAGAUGGGAUGAAUGUGGGUUCUUGCAGCUGGACAACCAUCGGAACCAGCUGAUUCAGGUUAUGAUAUCCAUUGAAAUCUUCGGUCACACUCUGUCAUCUCCCCCGCUGUAGUUCAUGUCAGAUUUCCCAGGGUUCUUUCCAGCUGCUCUCCGGGCACACCCUUCCUUUGUUACUGAUAUAAUCUGCUUUUCUUUCUCUCUCUUUCAGCUGGAGCUGUUCCUCAGCUCUGGUACCGUCUGCCUCUCUCUCUACUCAUUGGUUGCCGGGAUCUUCGGAAUGAACAUUCCAUACACGUGGAAUGAAAACCACGGAUACAUCUACAAAUGGGUGAGCCAGGGCAACUCUCCGCUCAACCUCUCUCCUCUCUCCUUGCCGUUGACCGCGGUUCUUGUGGCAGGUGGUCAUCAUUUCUGGGCUGGCCAGCUUCUUCCUUUUCAUAUCCAUCGUGGCGUAUGCUCGGCACAAGGGCCUCGUCGGAUCUUGA